Molecule: messenger RNA, 568 nt
Organism: Rubroshorea leprosula
Lineage: Eukaryota; Viridiplantae; Streptophyta; Magnoliopsida; Malvales; Dipterocarpaceae
Source: the annotation of a GenBank genome assembly
UCAAAUUCAGUCCUGCAACCCUUAAUUUAGCCAAGAGAACAAUUUCAGGAAGCAUUACAGGUGGUACAAAAAUGACCCAGGAGAUGAUUGACUUCUGCGCUGCUCAUAAAGUUUACCCCAAGAUCGAAGUAAUUCCAAUUGAAUAUAUAAACGAAGCUCUUGAGAGGCUAAUAAAGAGGGAUGUCAAGUACCGGUUUGUGAUUGAUAUUGAAAACUCCCUGAAAUGAGAUCCUGGAGGUAAACUAAAUGCAGUCUUCUGCAGAACAUUACAUGCAGUUUUUGAUACGUGAAUGGUAUGCCUAAGCUUAUAUAAACAAGCCGAUAGAACCUGUAUCUUGUACCGUGUUGGUUUGAAGCAAUCAGAGUGCAGUAAGUGAGUGGCAGGAGGUUUCCAUCUGUAAAAGAAAGUUUUAUGCAAAAUAGAUUUGGUUAAGAUUUGCAUUAUAUUAAUAGAGUUUGUGUAGUUAAUCCUUGUCUUUCGUCAAUAUAUGAUACAGCAAUGUUUUUGUACAAUGUGGGCCAUGGUUACCAUUAUUUUUGGUAGGGCAACUAAAGCUCUCAAAUUUUU